Molecule: messenger RNA, 973 nt
Organism: Olea europaea var. sylvestris
Lineage: Eukaryota; Viridiplantae; Streptophyta; Magnoliopsida; Lamiales; Oleaceae
Product: bZIP transcription factor TGA10-like
Exons: 7
Coding region: 170-973 (267 amino acids)
Biological process (GO): DNA-templated transcription; regulation of DNA-templated transcription
Molecular function (GO): sequence-specific DNA binding; DNA-binding transcription factor activity
Source: RefSeq, a predicted model, not a curated record
UUUUCCCUUUACUUUGUUUCUGUUUGCUUUUGCAGAGAGCUUAAAAUGCAUGAACUUUCCUUUCCACUUUCUUUUUCUUCCAUUAUUAUCAGUGUCAGUCAAUAGAGUAUGAUUAUUUCCUUCCGUUAAUGCUUAUAAGUAAUUUUUUCUGAGUGCAGAGAAUUCUGGGAUGAGGCCGCACACACUCAACAUUUUCCCUUCUCAGCCCAUGCAUGUAGAGCCAUCAUCAACAAUGGCAACCAAGGAAAAUACUGGAAAAUUUUCACCAGCUGCCAGUGUUUCCAAGAGAUCAUCAGAGCCGUCCAUGGUAUUGUCCAACCCUACAAAUGAUGUUGCUUCUGCUGCUCAACCAACCAAAGCAGUUAAGCGUGGGGGAAACCGCAAAGGACCAACUUCGAGUUCAGAGCAAGAAGGACCAAAAACACCAGAUCCUAAGGCUCUGAGGCGGCUUGCUCAGAAUAGGGAGGCAGCAAGGAAAAGCAGGCUUAGGAAAAAGGCUUAUGUUCAGCAGCUGGAGUCAAGUAGGAUUAAGCUUACUCAAUUAGAACAAGAAAUUCAAAGAGCAAGAACCCAAGGGAUUUAUUUAGGCGGAAGUUCUCUUUUAGGUGGAAAUCAAGGUCAGGUCCCUGUUGCUAUGGGAAACAUAAACUCAGAUGCUGCAGUAUUCGACAUCGAGUAUGCAAGGUGGCUUGAGGAGCACCACUGCCUAAUGGUGGAGCUACGAAUUGCAAUGAAUGAUAAUUUACCCGAAAAUGAGCUCCGAAUUUUUGUAGACAAUUGUUUGUCACACUAUGAUCAGCUAAUGAACCUCAAGAGUAUGAUUGUCAAGUCCGAUGUGUUUCACAUUGUCUCAGGCAUGUGGAAGACUCCGGUCGAACGUUGCUUCAUGUGGAUAGGAGGUUUCCGACCAUCUGAAGUCAUCAAGGUACUUACAUCCAAAUUAACCUUUACUAGUCGUAAAAACCCUAGCUAG